GCGGCAGAGCUGAGUAAGGAUAAGAACAAAUACUGGGUGCUGAGUUGUGUUUCACUCAAUGUCCAGAAAAGAUUCAAAGCACGUGUAGUACCCCACGUAUAUCUCCUAUCAAGUACUGUCGACUACUGAUAUAGAAACAGAUCCCAAAGAAAUGAGAAAUAUAGCAAGGGAUUAGAGUCUGAAAGCAACAGAAAUUCUAACAACAAAAAAGUUGUAUUGUUUUGUAUGCAGCGAGAAUGGAUCACAUGAACUCAGCUGAAGCAGGCGUGAUUGUACACAAAGCUUAUGCUCGUGUUGGGUUACUUGGGAACCCAAGUGAUGUUUACUUUGGAAAAACCAUCUCUUUUAGCCUUGGAAACUUCUGGGCUUCUGUUAAAUUGGAGCCUUCUCAUCAUCUUGUUAUCAAGCCUCACCCCACUUAUGAUCUAGUCGAGUCCAACUCCCUCGAUCACCUUGUAAGUAGAUUGCGGAGUGAAGGUUAUUAUGGAGGCGUACGGCUGCUUAUGGCAAUUUGUAAAGUCUUCUAUAAGCAUUGUAAGGAGAAUGAGAUCAAUCUUCAACAGGGAAACUUCACCCUAUCGUAUGAUACUAAUAUCCCUCGCCAGACAGGACUUUCAGGAUCCAGUGCUAUUGUAUGUGCUGCCCUAAGCUGCCUUCUUGAUUUUUACAAGGUCAGGCAUUUGAUUAAAGUAGAAAUCAGACCCAAUCUUAUCCUUAAUGCAGAGAAAGAACUUGGAAUUGUUGCUGGCCUUCAAGAUAGAGUGGCACAGGUCUAUGGAGGCCUUGUCCACAUGGAUUUUAGCAAGGAAAACAUGGAUAAGUUGGGACAUGGCAUCUACACACCCAUGGAUAUUAGUCUUCUACCACCUCUCCAUCUCAUUUAUGCUGAGAAUCCUAGUGAUUCUGGGAAGGUACAUAGCACUGUGCGACAGAGGUGGCUUAAUGGUGAUGAGUUUAUUAUAUCAUCAAUGGCUGAAGUUGCAAAUAUAGCAGCAGAAGGGCAACGUGUAAUACUUGAGAAGAAUUAUCAAAAGCUUGCAGAACUCAUGAAUUGUAAUUUUGACCUCCGAAGGAGCAUGUUUGGAGAUGAGUGCCUAGGCGAUUUGAACAUAGAAAUGGUGGAGGUGGCUCGCAGAGUUGGUGCUACUUCGAAAUUUACAGGCAGUGGAGGAGCUGUGGUUGCAUUCUGCCCUGAUGGGCCUUCACAAGUGAAACUUCUUGAAGAUGCAUGUCAGAAAGCUGGAUUUAUUAUCCAACCAAUUCAACUUGUUCCUUCAUUUCUAAAUUAAGUUGAUCUCCAGACCCUGUCAGAGUCAAACUAGAAGAAUUUUAUACCGCUUCUGGAGUUUUUUUUUAUCAUUAUAUAUAUAUAUAUAUAUAUAUAUAUAUAUCUAUAACCAUUCAGCAUCUGAGCCUUUGAGGCCCCGGAUAUUAGAAAUGAAAUAAAGAGCAUUUUAGGUAUUGUUUGGGAUUUAUUGAGCUAUUAUUGAACUAACAAUCAGUGGCUGUUCAAAGAAGAAAUAAAACUAUGAUGGAUGAUGGGUUU
Molecule: messenger RNA, 1546 nt
Organism: Theobroma umbraticum
Lineage: Eukaryota; Viridiplantae; Streptophyta; Magnoliopsida; Malvales; Malvaceae
Product: glucuronokinase 1-like
Molecular function (GO): ATP binding
Source: RefSeq, a predicted model, not a curated record